AUGAAGAAAGACGUACAACGCCACGAUCAGGAGGAACUCCAGCAACGGGCCCGGGAUGUGCUGCACAUCGAGAUUCUCCCCGGCACGGAGAUUAUGACGGACGCGCCGAGGAGGGACGGCGACGAGGACCUGUCUGCCAGCCAUGCCGUCUUGGUCCCUCAGCCAUCCGAUUCCGCCCACGACCCUCUCAGUUGGUCUCCUUUCUGGAAAGCCUCGGCCAUCGUUGCGUCCUCGUCCGUGACCUUUACGCAGGGCUUUGCUUCCCUGGCGCUUGCACCCAUGUUUCCGUUCCUCAUGGACGACUUCAACCGAUCGUUGGCGGAUGUGAUCAAGUUCACCGGCGUCAUCAUCUUGAUCCUGGGGUUCAGCAACUUUGUCUGGCAAGUCGCGCGCUCAGCCCACUCGACGGGGGUUCCCUUGGCAACGUCCAAGGGCCGGAGAGUCGUCCUGAUCGCGUCCCAGGUUCUCUGCUUGGCCUCGUACAUUUGGCGAGCAAAGGCGACGAGCUACACUUCGUUCAUGGGCUCGAUAAUCCUCAACGGUGUCGGUGCUGGCCCGGCCGAGACCCUUCAGCCGACUGUCAUUGCAGACUUGUUCUUCCUCGACGACCGUGGCAAGUGGAAUACGCUCUACUGGGUCAUAUACAUGGGCUCACUCAUGAUUGCACCCGUCAUCUCCGGCACCAUGGCCGAACACAGCGGCUGGCCCAGUUUCUUCUGGCUGUGUGCCGGACUCACGAGCCUGUCGCUCCUCAUCGUCCUGUUCGGCUUCCCCGAGACCAUCUGGCACAGAGCCAGGGACGAUGGCAGAGGCAGUGGAAAUGGCGACUGGGCCGCCAAGUCCUCCGACCCGGCACUCCAAGACGUCGUUCACGACGCCCGCGAGCCCGGCCGGCCGCAAGAGUCCUGGAUCGGAAGGGGCAGGCCGAAUCGCGAGCAGUGGCAAAUCUUCCAAACGACACCCUUGACCUGGAGGCUGGUCUGGCACGAGGUCUGGAUGCCCUGGCGCAUCUUCCUGUUUCCCAUUGUCCUGUUCGCCUCGUUCGCCGUCAGCUGGAGCUGCAGCGGCCUGCUCAUCAUCAACCUGACCCAGUCGCAAGUGUUUUCGGCUCCUCCGUACAACUGGUCUGCGCAGUCGGUGGGAUUCACGAGCCUGCCUCUCUUUGUCGGCGCCAUCAUCGGCCUCGUCACCGCAGGGCCCUUCAGCGACUGGGUUUGUGCCCGGGCGACUGCUCGCAAUGGCGGCGUUCGCGAACCCGAGAUGCGUCUACCGGCAAUGAUACCGUACAUCGUACUCAUGAUGCUCGGCCACGUCGUCCCCGCCAUAGGCUACCAGCAGAAGUGGCCCUGGCAGGCAAUCGUCAUCGUCGGAUAUACCUGCACUGGUAUUCAGGUCGCGGGCCUUCCCAGCAUCGCGAGCACAUACGCCGUCGACAGCUACAAGCCCGUGGCCGGGGCGCUCUUCGUAGCAAUCACCGUCAACAAGAACGUCUGGGGAUACGGCAUGGCCGAGUUUGUGACUGCGUGGAGCGAAGAGGCAGGGUAUGUGCGGCAUCUGAACCACGAACCCGACGUGUGA
Messenger RNA from Metarhizium album ARSEF 1941, 1578 nucleotides. Its product is annotated as MFS transporter. Gene Ontology annotation, molecular function: transmembrane transporter activity. The transcript has 5 exons. Gene Ontology annotation, biological process: transmembrane transport. Lineage: Eukaryota; Fungi; Ascomycota; Sordariomycetes; Hypocreales; Clavicipitaceae. The coding region runs from base 1 to 1578 and encodes 525 amino acids. The record is from RefSeq and is a predicted model, not a curated record.